Aspergillus welwitschiae is the source of this 1499-nucleotide messenger RNA. RefSeq lists its product as uncharacterized. Bases 188 to 964 code for a protein of 258 amino acids. The record is from RefSeq and is a predicted model, not a curated record. Lineage: Eukaryota; Fungi; Ascomycota; Eurotiomycetes; Eurotiales; Aspergillaceae. The transcript is spliced from 3 exons.
UUCCAAGGGCGUGUCACUGCCGUCGAUUCAUGCCUCAAAAAGUGGCUUGAGGCUGUUACUUCCAUUUCGGAAGCCAAGCGGGCCAAGGGAUCAAAGAAAACGCCAAUGCGAGUGGAGUGGACAACAAACUGCUCAGAAAACUGGGUUUUCUAUAGCGUGGUGGAGCUGUUAGUACGCACUAUUUUAGAUGACAGUGGUUAGGCCAAGCGUAUCUGUUUGCUGUCCAACUGGUCUUUGCUUCCCUCCUAUUACUCACUCACCUCCGACACCAGCAACCUGCCUCUACAACCGUCCAGCCCCUAUCCAGCCUCAACUCACCAGCAGCACACAAAGACCUCACAGCCAAGACAGGAAUAAAGCCCACAAAAGAAGAAACCGCAAAAAUAAUCAAACCACGAAUUGUCCCCAUCAACCAUGGUUAUACAUCUCUGGGCCAGGGGCUCGAACCCAAUGCACGCAAGCAGUGGUUCCGCUUUCAAGCGCAACAACAACGCCCAUUGGCCAAAAAUGUAGCCGGUCCAGGGGAACAUCCGCCCCGACCAAUAGCAAAACAUCGCCUACAAAAUCCAUGCACAGUCAGCGGCUAUUGGGCGAGGCUGAACCGUGGGUCCACAGCUUGGAAUUCUCAGAAUGGCAACGCAGCUGCUCCUUGGCAGGGCAGCACACGUUUGAGGGCGUCGCCCUGUGCGCCCUGUUCCUGGCGACCCAGCAUGUUGCUGCCGAGAAUUCCAUGGGCGGUGUCCUUCCAACGGGGUCAAAGAAUUUUCUUUCACGAGGGUCUGUUGUUCUGCUUGUGGGUGGGGAGGAAGUAGAUCUGGACACAUUUAGCGUCGUUUGUAUAUCCCAGAAAGAUAUUGCUCCCUCCACAUUCUGUGUGUGUUUGGUUGACGUCCACGGGUAUUCAAACUGGAUUGGCGCUCGAGGCGAACCGAUCCUGCUUGCGAGGCGCACACUUUGCAAUUGAGUUUAGCCAUGGAGUUUGUGGCCAGGAUUAAUGGCCGGCAGGAAAACUUGAGGUGUGGCGAAGAGUAAACCGCUGCGAGUUGGAUGGCACUAGGCUAGUGUCUUGCCUGUUGCAACUGAUGGACUAGCGUAAACUGGGCUAGACGUCUAGACUCGGCGAUUACGCAGUAUGGUGCACACUACUAUCGAGAGUCAUUGGUAUACUGAUCAUAUACCUUAGGUCAGUCGUCAUGAGAUAGUCGGAAACCUGAUUCUCUGCCUCUCACUCUAUGGAUAUACAAGCUUAAACUUCCGCUGUGGCAAGAUGAGCUUCAGCAUAUUGCCUCAUGUAGAAACCUGGAGUGAGCUGUGCAGCUUGAAUUGACUUUGGAAGGUGAGCAGGCCCGGAUGAGGGAAUCUGGUUCCGAGUGUGUCCGGUCGGGGCAUGUUUCAGUGGCCACUGCGAGGUUUGAGAAAGGCUGUUAUUCAGCGGAUGAGAUAUUUAUGGCGAGACUAGGCAGAAGUUAGAGGUCACUGCUAUCAUGAAUCGGGUGGUU